AUGCCCAGCGGGCGCCCCAAGAUCGGCCUGGAUUCAUACAAAGAUCAGGUUAUCGCGCUCGUGCUCCAGAAAAACCCAAUUAGAGAAAAUCAUGACUUCGUCAACAAAGAGCGUGCAAAGGUUCUGGGCAUUCUUCUUUAUAAUGAGAUUGUCAACGGAGACCCUGAGUGGCGGAAUAUGCUAGGGAAUGAUUAG
Penicillium maclennaniae is the source of this 195-nucleotide messenger RNA. RefSeq lists its product as uncharacterized. NCBI's taxonomy places the organism in Eukaryota, Fungi, Ascomycota, Eurotiomycetes, Eurotiales, Aspergillaceae. The transcript has a single exon. The coding region runs from base 1 to 195 and encodes 64 amino acids. The record is from RefSeq and is a predicted model, not a curated record.